CAAUUUCAGCAGUGGACCACCACAGUCUGAUCCAAAUGUUCAGAGGAAUGUUCUGACCCAGGAUCAGUCCAGGUGUGGAGUGUGUGAGCAGCUACUGAGGGACCCAGUCAUCACCACCUGUGGACACAGUUUCUGCAGGCAGUGCAUCAGCAGCUACUGGAGCCAGUCUGGUCCAUCAGGAGACUACAGCUGUCCCCAGUGCAGAAAGAGAUCCAGAGCACAACCCUUUCUAAACCCUGACAUAACCAUGGCACAACCUCUGAUAUACCCACAUACAACCAUGACACAACCUCCUGUAUAUCCCCCUACAGCCAUGGCACAAUCUUCUCUCUACCAACACAGAGAAAUGACACAGCUUCAUCUGAAGCCAUCUACAACCAUGGCACAAGUUCCUCCGUAUCCAUACUCAGACACAGGGCAGAACCCUCUAUACCCACACUUACACAUGGCACAGAUUUCUCCACAGCUUCCUUUGGAUGAGCACAUAGUCAUGGAAGGAAGCAAACAUCUCCAAACUGAGCAUGCUCCUGUCAAAAGGGCCAAACUAACAGAUGAUGUCCUGAACAGAGCACUGAUGACCCAUAAAGCCUGUAUGAAGAGGAGGUUUGAGAGCAUAUCUGAAGGUGUCAUAAGAUCAGAGACUCAAACACUCCUGAACAAGAUCUACACAGAGCUCUACAUCACAGAGGGAGAGAAUGAAGGGGUGAAUAAUGAACAUGAAGUUUGGCAGGUAGAGUCAGCAUCCAGAUCACAAACUACAGAAGACACAGCAAUCCAUUGCAAUGACAUCUUCAAGCCCUUACCUGGACAGCAGAGACCCAUCAGAACUGUCAUGACCAAGGGCAUUGCUGGCAUUGGAAAAACCGUCUCAGUGCAGAAGUUCAUCCUUGACUGGGCAGAGGAGAAAGCUAACCAGGAUGUAGAUUUCAUGUUUGUACUUCCGUUCCGUGAGCUGAAUUUGGUCAAACAUGAUCAGUACAGUCUUCACAGGCUCCUGCUGGACUUCUACCCUGAGCUUAGAGAGCUACAGGGUGGUGAAUACAAAGACCGCCAUAUUGUGUUCAUCUUUGAUGGUCUGGAUGAGAGUCGACUUCCGCUGAAUUUCCAAGAGAACCAGCAGUUGUCUGAUGUGACACAAACAUCAUCAGUGGAUGUGUUGAUGACGAGCCUCAUUCAGGGAUCUCUGCUUCCCUCAGCUCUCAUCUGGAUAACCUCCCGACCAGCAGCAGCCAGUCAGAUCCCUUCUCAGUGCAUCAAUCAGGUGACAGAAGUACGAGGGUUCAGUGAUCCACAGAAGGAAGAGUACUUCUGGAAGAGGAUCAGUGACCAGAAUCAAGCCAACAGAAUCAUUUCACACAUUAAGGCAUCCAGGAGCCUCCACAUCAUGUGCCACAUGCCAGUCUUCUGUUGGAUCUCAGCCACUGUCCUUCAGCAGAUACUGGAAGAGGAUAAUGGGAAGGAAGCCCCCAAAACUCUGACUGAGAUGUUCAUACACUUCCUGCUCAUCCAGACCACCAGGAAAAAACAGAAGUAUCAAGAGGAAAAUGAUAUAGAGAGACAGAGGCUCCUGGAAUCACACAAAGAUGUCAUACUGAAACUGGCAGAGCUGGCCUUCAAGCAUCUGGAGAAUGGCAAUCUCAUGUUCUAUGAGGAAGACCUGAAAAAGUGUGGCAUUGAUGUGAGUGAAGCCUCAGUGUACUCUGGCAUGUGUACUGAGAUCUUCAGGGAGGAAUGUGUGUUUCAGCACAAGAAGGUCUACUGCUUUGUGCAUCUGAGCAUCCAGGAGUUUCUUGCUGCACUUCAUGUGUUUGCCUCCUACUUGAGUAAAAACAUGGAGGCCCUGACACCAUUUCUCAAAGGGAAGUCCAGGUCUUUGCCAGAUCUACAUGAGCUGCUAAAGAAUGCUGUGAACAAAGCUUUGGAGAGCAAGAAUGGACACCUUGAUUUGUUCGUUCGCUUCCUUCAUGGCAUUUCUCUGGAGUCAAAUCAGAGCCUUAUGGUGGGUUUCCUGACAAACACAUACAGCAGCCCAGAAAGUCAGAAGAAGACAAUCCGAAACCUGAAGGUGAUGCAAAGGCCAAAUAUCUCCCCUGAGAGAUGCAUCAAUCUGUUCCACUGCCUGGUCGAAAUGCACGACUCUUCUGUUCAUGAUGAAAUCAAUGCUUUCCUGCAGGCAGAGAAGGGUUCAGUGAAACAGCUCUCACUGGCUCACUGCUCAGCCUUGGCUCAUGUGCUUUUGAUGUCUGGGGAGGUGCUGGAUGAGUUCGACCUGAAGAAAUACAAAACCUCUCCAGAAGGUCGCAGGAGGUUGGUUCCAGCUGUGAGAUGCUGCAGAAAGGCUCUACUUGCUGGCUGUAAACUAACAGAUAAGUCCUGUGAGAUUUUGGUCUCAGCUCUGCAGUCUGCAAACUCCCCCUUGAGACAGCUGGACCUCAGUCAGAAUGACCUGUCAUUGGAAAAGCUGCUCUCUGCUCUACAGAGUCCAAACUGCAAACUGGAGACACUGAGACUUGCUGAUUGUAAUCUAACAGAGGAAUCCUGUAAGGCUGUAGCCUCUGCUCUGCAGUCAUUGGUCUCCCUGACAGAACUGGACCUCACAAACAAUGAACUGAAGGAUUCUGGUAUUCAGCUUAUCUCUGCAGGACUAAGUAGCCCUCACUGUAAACUACAGACAUUAAGACUUGCUGUUUGCAAGCUAACAGAGGAAUCCUGUAAGGCUGUAGCCUCUGCCCUGCAGUCAUUGGUCUCCCUGACAGAACUGGACCUCUCAAACAAUGACCUGAAGGAUUCUGGUAUUCAGCUUCUCUCUGCAGGACUAAGUAGCCCUCACUGUAAACUACAGACAUUAAGACUUGCUGACUGUAAGCUAACAGAGGAAUCCUGUAAGGCUGUAGCCUCUGCUCUGCAGUCAUCGGUCUCCCUGACAGAACUGGACCUCACAAACAAUGACCUGAAGGAUUCUGGAGUUCAGCUUCUCUCUGCAGGAAUAAGUAGCCCUCACUCUAAACUACAGACAUUAAGACUGUCUGGUUGUCUCAUCACACACAACGGCUGUUCUUUCUUGGCCUCUGCCCUCAAAUCAAACCCCUCCUUCCUGAAAUAUCUGGAUCUGAGCUACAAUCACCCAGGAGACUCAGAUGUCAGAGAACUCACAGACAGACUGAAUGAUCCCAACUGUAAACUAACGACUUUCAAGUAUGACCAUGGAGGAGAGUGCAGGAUUAAACCAGGACUGAGAAAAUAUGCCUGUGAGCUCACACUGGACCCAAACACAGCACACACACAUCUCUCUCUCUCUGAGGGGAACAAAAAGGUGACGCGUGUGAGAAAGGAUCAGCCGUAUCCUGACCACCCAGAGAGAUUUGACUCCUAUCGUCAGGUGCUGUGUAGAGAGGGUCUGUCUGGACGCUGCUACUGGGAGGCUGAGUGGAGUGGUAGUGAGGUUCAUAUAGCAGUGGCCUAUAAAAGCAUCAAGAGGAAAGGGGGGAGUGCUGACAGUGUGUUUGGAUGGAAUGACAAGUCCUGGAGUCUGAGAUGCUCUGGUAACAGUUACUCUGCCAGGCACAAUAAUAAGAAGACUGCCAUACCUACCCCCUCCUCCCGCUCCAGCAGAGUAGGAGUGUACCUGGACUGGCCAGCAGGCACUCUGUCCUUCUACAGCGUCUCCUCUGACACACUCACCCACCUGCACACGUUCCACUCCACAUUCACUGAGCCCCUCUAUCCUGGGUUUAGGGUUUUGGAUGAAAACUCCUCAGUGUCCCUGUGCCAGAUCACAUGACCUCCUCAUGCUGCAGGAUCACCAGAGUCUGCAGAAGAGUCACACACUCCGGUUCCAACACCACGGUGUGCCACUUAGAGGGAAAAUGUACAUUACUAUAUAUACUGUAUCUGAUAUACUGAAACAUUAUUUGCUGCUAUGGAGACCAUAACAACAAAUAAAGUAUAUGUGUGUGCAUGUGUAUGCGCCUGUACUUGCAUGUGUGUCUUUGUGUGCACGUGUGUGUGUGUGUGUGUGCACGCACAUGUGUGUGUGUGUGUUUGUGGUGUACACAUGUGUGUGUGUGUUCUCUCACCCUCUCUCUGUUGUUCCCUUUAUGUUCUGUACAUAUUUCAUCAUGUAUUCUGUGAAAAAUAAACAGAUCUGCUUGUGUGUGAGAGAGUGGGGGGGGGGGGGACUUUAUUCUUUAAAUAAAUGACUUCUUAAAAUGUGACAUUUACUCUGAUAUGUGUAUGUACUCAACAAUGUGGAACAUAAUUUAACUCAUUGCAAACUGUACAUGACAAAUAAAAAAAUGAAAUGUAAA
Messenger RNA from Clupea harengus (Atlantic herring), 4307 nucleotides. Its product is annotated as NACHT, LRR and PYD domains-containing protein 3-like. Gene Ontology annotation, molecular function: protein binding. The record is from RefSeq and is a predicted model, not a curated record. The transcript is spliced from 10 exons. The coding region runs from base 248 to 3781 and encodes 1177 amino acids. NCBI's taxonomy places the organism in Eukaryota, Metazoa, Chordata, Actinopteri, Clupeiformes, Clupeidae.